Messenger RNA from Adineta steineri, 1431 nucleotides. Lineage: Eukaryota; Metazoa; Rotifera; Eurotatoria; Adinetida; Adinetidae. The record is from the annotation of a GenBank genome assembly.
AUGUCUAGUCGACAAAGGAUCUAUGUUGGUUUGGCAGUCUCAGCCGGAGUUUGCAGUGGUAUAGCUUUAUUUCUCUAUUUGCGUCAUCGUCGACAAAUAGCAUUAUCCAAAACUCCAAAUGCGAAUGAUAGCUCUCCAACACGAACCUCACUUUUAUCUUCAUUAAAAUCUCGUCGUGGUCGCGAUUACGAUGAUAUAACAUCAUCCGAAGCUGACAGCGCUGGUUCAGAAUCUGUACGAUUUCAAAGUGGUGGUGCUAAUAUUGAAGUAAAGAUUCCCGGUGGUGAUACUCCAUUAACAGCAGAACAAGCCAUCCUAUUAACUCGUUUUCUUGAUGAAAACGAGAAUGACAUCGAUUUAUUACAUCGUAUUUUAACAAAUAUUGCAAACGCUGGAACCUUCAAUGAAAAUCAAGUCUAUCUAGCAAAUGCUGGUUGCAUUGAACGACUUCGCGAACUACUUUUAACAACAGAAAAUGAAACAACAAAAUGUAAAAUACUAUUAGCACUUAAUAAUCUGGCUUUAAAUGAGCACACUAUAACUCAUUUUUCGGAUCUUGUUUCAUUCGUUAUUAAUCUAUGUCGUACAACUCCGUCCAAGUCACUUGUACGUCUUUAUGGAUUAAAUUUACUAGUAAAUAUGUCUGUACUUGAGCAUCUUCAUAAUGAAUAUAUAAAAGACAUAAAUGAACUUGGAUCUUUAAUUCAAUCAACAUUUGAUAAUAAUGAUGAAACAUUAUCUGCUGGAAAAAUUCUUGUUAAUUUAUCUACAAAUAAACAAAAUCUUGAAAAUUUAUUAAAACUUACUGGUAUUGAAAUUAAAACAAUUGUUCAAAUAUGUACACCAAAGAAGAAAAUAAUUGAUAGUGAUGAAUCUUCAAAAUUAGAAGAAAAUCUACUUCGUUAUUUAACAUUUUAUUGUAAUCUUGCUGAAACAAUUGUUAAUGAGCUUAAACUUGAAACUAAAAAUCAAAAUUUAUGGCUUCUUGACCCAAUACCAUAUGGACAAGGUGCUGUUUAUUUUGAAUUAUUUGAUCAUGAUACACAAAUGUCAACGAAAUCUAUUCUCCGUCCACAAUAUCAGUCAUAUACAAUUAAUAAUCAAAUAAAACGACUUCGUCAAGCAAUGGAUACAAUUCGUCAAAUACAAUUUGAUUCAACUGUUUCAUCUGUUCAAGAUGAAUUCGAUGAAAAUGAGCAUACACCUACCAUGCCUGAUUCUUCAACACCUAGAAAAAAUCCAACAACACUCGACGAACUUAACCCUAUUGAUGAUUCAUUAAAUAAUUUAGAAAAAGAUUUCGAUGAAGAAUUUGCAGAUGAUGAUACAAUUCAGGGUGGUGAUAGUACACCAUCUAAUCAAUCAUUAGCUAGUUUUUCUUCAGCUCUUUCGACAAAUGAAAAUAAUACAUUUACAAGUCCUGAUAAAUGA